AUGUCACCUACCUUCCAAGGGCCCAAAACACUGCGGUUCAGAAGGCAGCCCAAAUAUCCUCAGAAGAGCACCCCUAGGAGAAACAAGCUGCACCUUUAUACCAUCAUCACCACCGAGGUGACCAUGAAGAAGAGAGAAGACCACAGCACACCUGUGUUCAUUGUAGAGGUCAAGGCCAACGAGCACCAGAUCGAACAGACUGUGAAGAGGCUCUAUGACGUGGCCAAGGUCAACAUCCUGACCAGGCCUGAUGGAGAGAAGAAGGUAUAUGUUCACCUGGUUCCAAACUGUGAUGCUUUGGAUGUUGCAGACGAAAUUGAAAUCACCUAA
This is a messenger RNA of Hippopotamus amphibius kiboko, 330 nucleotides long. RefSeq names its product 60S ribosomal protein L23a-like. The coding region runs from base 1 to 330 and encodes 109 amino acids. Gene Ontology annotation, cellular component: cytosolic large ribosomal subunit; ribosome. The record is from RefSeq and is a predicted model, not a curated record. Lineage: Eukaryota; Metazoa; Chordata; Mammalia; Artiodactyla; Hippopotamidae. Gene Ontology annotation, biological process: ribosomal large subunit assembly; translation. Gene Ontology annotation, molecular function: structural constituent of ribosome. The transcript has a single exon.